Messenger RNA from Hypomesus transpacificus, 1872 nucleotides. RefSeq names its product RNA polymerase I subunit F (gene polr1f). The record is from RefSeq and is a predicted model, not a curated record. Lineage: Eukaryota; Metazoa; Chordata; Actinopteri; Osmeriformes; Osmeridae. The transcript has 4 exons. Gene Ontology annotation, cellular component: RNA polymerase I complex. Gene Ontology annotation, biological process: DNA-templated transcription initiation. Bases 58 to 1428 code for a protein of 456 amino acids.
GUCCUUCAUUGCAACGGAAUUCACCGCUCGUUGUCCUUCCUCCCAUCCCGCAACAGCAUGGCAAACUUGGAACAAGUUGAAGAAGACCCUAAAGCCGUGAAAACGUCAACGGAGGUUUCUGCUUUAAGUCUACCGAAUCCAAACGGACUGUCAACGGUAACGGCCACGUACACAAUCACGCCGCCAUGCUUGAUCCCUUCGUUCGCUGACGCAUGUAAGCUGGUGUCGGCGCCGUACUCGUGCCUGGUCAUGCACACACACAGGAGGCAUUUAGCCCUCUCACCCAUGUACUUGAAUAAGAAGCGGACUGGCAUACAGGAUGAACUGAACACAGAACUCCUCAGAUAUUCAGAAAGUUUGAAGGGAGUGCCUCUGGCUUAUGACAACAUCCGAAUUCUUGGUCCGCAAGGGAAUAUCCAUGAUGAUAGUGGCUACAUCCAUCUGGACGUAGAAGCGAGCUUUGUUGUGUUUAAGCCCCAGAAAGGGAAAAAAGUUCUGGGAGUCGUGAAUAAGCUGGCUCUGAACCAUGCUGGCUGUCUGGUCCACGGAUGCUUUAAUGCCAGUAUUCCCAAACCCUCCCUGGUUACCGUGGAGACAUGGAGAGAGAAUGGGCCCGAGAUAGGGGCGGAGCUGGAGUUUCUGGUGUCGCAGCUGGACGCCGAUACAGCAGGGGUGAUGCUGAUCAGAGGAAUGCUGGACAGAACAAGGGUGCAGGAGCUGAUGGCUAUGGGAGAAGAUUCAGGAUAUGAUUUCCCCAUACAAGACCAGGAAGAGCCCGCUGUGGACCUUGUGUUAGUACCCACCGUAGAACCCACCGUAGAACCCACCGUAGAACCCACAGUAGAACCCACCGUUGAACCCAUCAAAGACUCUGUGGAUGGGACCCUGACUCCCAAGAAAAAGAAAAAGAAAAACAAACACCGAGAUGAGGAGGAAGCUGCAGUUCCAGCCUUGAGCCCACCAGAGAGCGCUCUAACACAGGAGUUGGAUGGAGCGGCAGAGGACACCAGCAUCAACACCCACCCAGGGGAGAGGGAGAAGAAGAAGAAAAAACGGAAGGAUAAACACGGAGAGGUAGAAUCUGUGGUACCAUGUUCCAUCUUUCCUGAAGUCGUCGUGAAACCAGAGCCAGACGAAACAGAAGGUGCAGAUUUGGGGGUGGAGCAGAAGAAGAAGAAAAAGAAGAAGAAAGAGAAAGAGAUAGAGAAGGAAGUGAAAGCAAAGAAAGUGAAAGAGGAGGAAAUGAAAGAGGAGGAGGUUACCGUACCUAUUGAGGUGCCAGUGAGUGACUCCAGUGGUUACCUAAGCGACAAGCCUAAUAGGAAGAGGAAACCUGUGCCGUUUGAUGAUAUCACAUCCUGUUUCGAGAGAGACCCAGAAACACCCAAAUCCAAAAAGAAAAAGAAAAGCGAAUCUCGCAAUGUUUGAAAGACUAAGUCAUAUCAAAGGACCACACAAUCACUAUUAUGAUGAGAUGCUUAAGAUACCCUGGAGUCAUAGUUUUGUAUUGUUAGCAUCAAACUCUAAUGCUCUGAUCUCACAGUUCAUGUACUUUCCUAAAACCACCUGAAGGGGGCGCUAAUUGGUUGCUAAUGUUCACUGAAAUGUGAUUCACAGCCGUACUUGGUGUGACUACCUACAAAAUGUAAGGUAUCUUGUUUGAAGUGUUGAGGGACACAUAAUGAAUUUAUAAUGAAUUUAGAGAACUUCUGUCAGUCUAUUACCCGAUACUACAGUGUAUGGGUGAUAUGGCCUAUUGGUUAAGGUACUGACACAUGGUGCUGUCUACUGGCGUCUUAUUACCUGAACUGAUCAAAGAGCCCUACGAACAUCAAGGGUUUAUGUACAUUAAAUAAUUAUAUAUUUUGAAAA